Messenger RNA from Oncorhynchus keta (chum salmon), 2008 nucleotides. RefSeq names its product neurofibromin-like. The transcript is spliced from 13 exons. Lineage: Eukaryota; Metazoa; Chordata; Actinopteri; Salmoniformes; Salmonidae. The record is from RefSeq and is a predicted model, not a curated record. The coding region runs from base 1111 to 1866 and encodes 251 amino acids.
CCAAGCUUGAUGUGCUCUGCAUACAAGAUCCCAGAUGUGUUUGUUUUUGUCCCGUGUAAAUAUUCAUUUAUUUUUUGAAUACAUUGAAAUAAUUGAAUCUCUUUUUUUCCAUUUUCAAAUUAAAUAUACCUUCCUGCAACCCGCCUCACUCAAUGUGGUACGGAUCUGCUAUUUUUUUUAAACCUUAUAACUAGAAUGGCCGAUUUAAUUAGGGCCGAUUUCAAGUUUUCAUAACAAUCCGAAAUCGGUAUUUUUGGGCGCCAAUUUGAUUUUUAAUGAAACAUUUUAUACCUUUAUUUAACUAGGGAAGUCAGUUAAGAACACAUUCUUAUUUUCAAUGACGGCGUAGGAACGGUUGGUUAAUUGCCUUGUUCAGGGGCAGAACGACAGAUUUUCACCUUGUCAGCACGGGGAUCCAAUCUUGCAACCUUACGGUUAACUAGUCCUACGCUCUAACCACCUGCCUCUCGUUGCACUCCACAACUGCAGUAGAAGCCAAGGUUGCAGGAGCUGACAGUCUGCUCAGAAGACACUGUGGAUGUGCACAAUAUAGAGCUCAUGCAGUACAUCAACGUGGACUGCUCCAAACUUAAAAGACUGCUCCAAGAAACGGUAUUAAAAUUCAAAGCCCUGAAGAAACCUGCCCAACUUGCCGUCAUUAACAGUUUGGAAAAGGCCCUGCUCUUCAACCCCACCAAGUCCUUCUCUCGCGGGGCAGGCAGCCAGAACGCAGACGUGGACCUCAUGAUCGACUGCUUCGUCUCCUGUUUCCGUAUCAACCCUCACAACAAUCAGCACUUUAAGGUCUGUUUGGCCUCCGCCUCCCCCUCUACCUUUCACUUUGUCCUGGUCAACUCCCUGCACAGAAUCAUCACCAAUACUCUGUCAUUUAAAGAUGAAAUGACCACCAGCCUUAAGUUCAAAGAGAACCACAGACCUGGAUACACGCAGCUACAAGUGCCUCCUCCUCGCUCUGGUCAAACUCAUCCAUGCUGACCCCAAACUCAUGCUGCACAACCCAGGGAAGCAGGCUCAGGAGACGCAGAGCUGAUCGCAGGCCUGGUGCAGCUGGUGCUCUUGGUCAGUACAUCCCAGCUUUCCCAGGAGGCCAUGGAGGCUCUGCUGGUGCUGCACCUGCCUGAGACUAUUGAGCUGUGGAACCCUCAGGCCCCCAUUGAAACCUUCUGGGACAUCAGCUCCCUAGUUCUCUUCCUGAUCUGCAAGAAGCUGAUUGGUCACCAGAUGGUGAACAGUACAGAGGUGUUGAAGUGGCUGAGGGAGAUCCUUAUCUGCAGGAACAAGUUCCUCCUAAAGAACAAGGAGUGUGCCACGCAGGGCAGUGGAAUCCCCAUCUGCAGACAGGCCCAGACCAAACUGGAGGUGUGUCUAUACAUGUUUCUGUGGAGCCCUGACACCGAGGCCGUGCUGGUGGCCAUGUCCUGCUUCAGACACCUGUGUGAGGAGGCUGACAUCCACUGUUCCGCUAACGAGGUGCUCGUCCAGAUCAUCCUGCCCAACUACGCCACCUUCACAGAGUUCGCCUCCGUCAGCAACAUAAUGGCCACCGGACGUUUCACCCUGCAGAAGAGAGUGAUGGCCUUGUUGAGAAGGAUAGAGCACCCCACUGCAGGCAUGGGAGGACACGCAUGCAAAAUGGGAGCAGGACACCAAACAGAUUCUGAACUUUCCCAAAAACAAGGUGGAGGAUGGUCAGGAGUGGAUCAACAUGACAGGCUUCCUGUGUGCUCUGGGUGGGGUGUGUCUGUCCCAGCGCAGCAAGCCCUGUGGCCCCACCACCUACAGCCCCCCCCCCAUGGGCCCCAUGAGCGAACGCAAGUACUCUAUGGUCUCUGUGGGCGUCUGUGAGGUCUCUGCAGCUGGAGCCUCAGCCACCUGCUCCUCCUCUUCCUCCACUGAAACCCCCCUGGGCAGGUUCCCGGACCGCCUGCUGGUCCUGCUGGUCCUGCUGGUAUGUGGUCAUGAGAGGGUGGGUCUACACGUCCGCACC